UGCGCACGAACAUUUUUGCCCAACUGUCAGGUAAGAAGGCAAUCAAAAUCAGCUCGCGAGGAAAAGUUGCACAACAGACGUAAACAUUGCGCCGUGUCCCAUGCGAUUCUGAUAACAGAGCUGAUCGUUCAAGCCGGAUACGAGCAUUUCCACAAACGCAACAGUAUUCCCAUCAAUGAGCUAAUGGAGCUGUUCCUGUAUCGAGGCGAAUGGGGUCUGCCCACGAUAGAUUACGAGUGCGCGAAGAUUUUGGCUUACCUGAAGUUUUCCGACGCCAAAGUUACGCUUAACUUUAAUGGCAAUCCGUUCAGUUCGCCGAACGGAAUGCUACCGUACCUGGUCACCGAUGAGGGGAAGAAGCUAGCGGGCUAUAACCGAAUCGUUGAAUUUCUACAAUCCAGGGGGUUCGACGCAAACGCUCAGCUCGAAGGACAGAAUUACAUUGUGAUAAACGGGUGCAUUCAGUAUGUGUUCGAAAAUCUGUUUCCAUUCUUCAUGUACAACCUGUGGGGUGAUCCGAAGAACCUGGACACGACGCGGAUGUUGUACGCGAAGCGUAUUCCCAUUCCUUUCAAUUUCUACUGCCCGCGGAAGUAUGUGGUGAAAACGAAUGAGCUGACGGUAUCCCUGGCUGGAUUUGCGCUGGAUGAUUCAAUUGCGACACAUGAUGUGAAGGAUAUGAUGCUAAACGCGAAAAAAUGCAUCAACUGGGUAUCGGAAAGGUUAGGCGAAAACGGAUACUUUUUCGGCGACACACCCAGCGAAAUCGAUGCUAUCCUGUAUGGCUACCUGUCGGUGAUAUUGAAAUUAACCCUGCCGAAUGGCGUUCUUCAGAACCACCUGAAGGAAUGUGCUAAUCUAGUAAAGUAUGUUGAUCGAAUUACAACGAUUUACUUCGCCAAGGAAGGCUUUACCAGUGCGGGUACCGGUUCAAACUCGUCUUCAUCGUCAUCCAGUUCCAACCAAAAGCCCGACGAGAAAGAGCAGAAAAGCUACGAUGGUACUCAGAAAGAUGAAGACACGCCGUACGAGCGAAAGCGGCGAUAUGUGGUAUCCGGUAUCUUUGCCACUGUAGCCAUGAUCAGUUAUGCGCUGAUGUCUGGGAUAUUAACGAUAUCUAGUAACAAUCACGGUGGUAGCGGUUUCAUUUCCUACGAUGAGCCCGAAUAUGAUGACGAAGAUUAAUUUAGGCCAGAUAGCAAAGAGACCUAGGAAAUAUAGUCGUGGUGGAAACAGU
Topomyia yanbarensis is the source of this 1237-nucleotide messenger RNA. Its product is annotated as metaxin-1 homolog. Bases 184 to 1185 code for a protein of 333 amino acids. Gene Ontology annotation, cellular component: SAM complex. The transcript has 4 exons. Gene Ontology annotation, biological process: mitochondrion organization. The record is from RefSeq and is a predicted model, not a curated record. NCBI's taxonomy places the organism in Eukaryota, Metazoa, Arthropoda, Insecta, Diptera, Culicidae.